This is a messenger RNA of Closterium sp. Yama58-4, 3174 nucleotides long. The record is from the annotation of a GenBank genome assembly. Lineage: Eukaryota; Viridiplantae; Streptophyta; Zygnematophyceae; Desmidiales; Closteriaceae.
AUGCUGUCCUUUCGAUUUGGCCCUUGUUCGCUUCAAUACAGUGACAUUCGCUUCUUCCUAAAACGAGGUUUAUCCCCUUUCGCCCAAUCCCAAGCCUUUUGGUUCCUAGACUACUCGACUAGGUCCAAAGCCAUUGUGUCUAGAGUCGUCAGCCUCAAGCGCGACUCGUUCGAUCGCGAAACGAAGUUCCGAUACUCUUCGACAAGCGUCUCGCUGUUCUCGCUGAGAACUGUUCCGCUACAAUGCAGAAGCCGGUCAUCUGUAAGCCGUUCUCACGGCUUGCGAAUCACGUGCAACGCGGCUUCGCCAGGCGCGCAGCCCGCGGAAGACCCGUACCAGGUGCUGGGCGUGCGGCCUCUCGACUCAUUCGACGCCAUCAAGAUGGCGCACAGGAAGAAGCUGCGGGACGCGGAGGGCAAGGGGGACGAGGCGGAAAUAGAGCGGAUCGACAGGGCGUACGAUGCCAUAAUGAUGCGCCAGCUCACCAUGCGCAAGCAGGGCGUCACGUUCGGUUCCCUCGAGGUCUCAAAAGACAUCAAGUUUGCCGACCAGACGGAUUUUCUCCCGUGGCGGCCGCGCUAUGAGAAGGCUGACAACAAGAGCAUCCUCAUCAACGCUGCUGUCUCUGCCGUCAUGGCGGUGUGGAUGGUGGGGGCACAGAGCACGGACUGGAAGAUCCUGCAGUUCCUCCUCUCCUUCUACAUCUUCCAGCUCUUCAUGAAGCUCGACCCGUUCUACCCGCAAAACACUGAGGAGGGGGAGAAGAGAUGGCAGAGGAACGGGCGACGACUCACACGGGCGAUGGGCCUCGUUUUUGGCGUCAUUGCUCUUGCCUCUUUGGUUCACACGCUCGUAAUCAAGGCCUAUUCCCUUGCUGGGAUGUAUGUUCCACGAGCGCUUUACACCUUUCAGGAAACUCGCAGCUCCCUUUACCCCAACGCGGCGGAAAGACUUCACGCCACACACAACCUCCCGCAAGGGGCCUCCCUCUCUGCGCUGCGGCAAUUUCUAGGUGCGCUCUGGGCUGCUGAAAGCCCGCGCUUUUCCCCAAAGGCCCCGCCCUGCUGCGGGAGAGCUGGAGGCAUUCUUCCGCUCCUGCUUCCGCGCGCGGUUGGUGUGAUCUGCUGCUGCGCGCACCCUCCACUAUCUUCCGCUUCCAUUUUCCCUAACUACUUAUGGCGGAGCGACCCUAUUUCUCCUAAUUUUGGCGGAUCUGUUGCUCCGUACCUAAUUAGACCUCGGCUCGUGCCUUUAGCACUCUAUUUUCCUUCUUCUACAUUAGUUAGGGAGGGGAACCAUGGCGGAGGCAUCAGAGCGCGCACCGGGGAACCCAUGGCUGCACGCGCCUCGACCACCUCCCCGACGCGCGACGGCGCGCAAGAGCCACGUGUCACAUGCGAGGCGAUAGAAUCAUGCCUCAAGCUCUCUAAAGACCAAGCGCGGCUCGUUCUAGACACGCUAGCGUCCGUUCUCCCCACCGGCAGCGAAGACAUUGACUCGCUGUCCGACGCGUCGCCGUCAGAUGCGGCGAAGAUCGGAACGGACGUGGACCUGCUGCUGCUCUUCCUCUUCCUCCAGCGGUAUCGCCGCGUUCCCAACCGCUCGUCUCGCGACGCUGCUGUGCUGGCGGAUGUGUGGCCGCAGGGGCCGUCGCCGUUCGACUCUGUGUCCCCCACCGCGACCUCCGCCCUCCAGAUAAAGACAAGCCUGGCUACCCGGCAGCGGUUCCAAACGGGGCAUGCAGAGGAGGAGCAGCAGCAGCUGUCGUUUCUGCAGAAGAACCUUCCUGCCAUUCUGCAGCUGCUGGCGGAACAUGGUUCUGACGCUGCUGGUGGUAGCGGCGACGGCACGGAACCUGGCACACAGGUCAUCUCUAUCGACAAGUUCGAGUUGCUCGGUCUCUUUCUUCGGGUCAAUCGACCCGGAGUCCCCUCCCUCCUCCUCUCCCAAGUCGCCCCUUUCUUUGCCGAAGCUGACGCCGCCAUGCCUCCCGCGCCCGUACCUCUCUCCGUGGCUCAAGACUGGCUCGGCCCGAGGCUCUGCUGCACGUCCGACCACGGCCCGGACCUAAGGCCGCAGUCCCCCUCCCGCCCCGCCAAGGUCCCCGCGGAUAGGGGCGGAGAUUCCGCCGCGUCCCCCACCAAAAGCGGAGACACACCCAUGGGGGAAGGGGGAGCAGCGGGGGGGAGCGGGGGAGGCGCAGGGGGGGAGGUUCAGAUAUCGCCUAGAGGGGCCGCGGCCAAUGGGGCGAUGACAGGUGGCGUGCUGUCGCGGCGUGUGUGGGCGGCGGCAGGAAUGACGACCGUUGAUGGGGUUGCAAAAAUGUCGGUGCUCAAGGGGGAAACGGAGGUGGACAGCAGCUGCGUGCGGGUGGCGCACUGUCACGACAGUGUGAUCUACGUGCUCGCUCCGCUCAAGUACGCCUCCGUUAUUGGCUGCUCCGAUUCCAUUGUGGUGCUGGGCGCUGUGGGAAAGGUGGUGCGGGUCGAAGCCUGUGAGCGACUCACCCUCAUCGCCCCGUGUGCGCGCAUCCGCAUAGCCAACUGCCGCGAGUGCGUGUUCUACCUCGGCUGCAACUCCCGCCCCGUCAUUCUCGGCGACAACCACUCACUGCAGAUCGCCCCCUACAACACCUUCUACCCCCGUCUCGAUUACCACCUGGCAAAGGUCGGGGUGGACCCUGCUGUGAACAAGUGGGACAUGCCGUUAGCGCUGGGAUCGCUAGAUGCAGCUGCUGCUGCUGGUGCUGCCGGUGCUGGUACUGCUGCUGGUGCUGCUGGUGGGACGGGUGGAGGGGAGGCGGAGGGGGAGAAGGAGGGAGGGGCGGCUGCGGCGCUUGAUUCGGCGAUUCUGAUGCCACCUGAAAAGUUUGUGCCCUUUGUGGUCCCAUUUCGGACGCAGCAGGAGCAGCCGGGAGGAGGGGGCGCCAGUCCGCUGCUGCAGCAGGCCACGCGGGCGAAUCCCUUUGCCCUGCCCAAGACGUACCUCAUUGCUCUGCAGCACAAGACCAAGACGGUGGAGAGUCUUCGUCAAACCCUCAAGACAGCAGUGCUGGACGAGGGGCGGAAGAGGGAGCUGACCAACGUCAUUCAGGCACACUUCAAAGAGUGGCUCCUCACAUCGGGCAACAUUCGGCAGGUGUACGAUCUCGCACGCCUUGACAGGGACCCUUAG